This is a messenger RNA of Colletotrichum spaethianum, 1944 nucleotides long. RefSeq names its product mRNA decapping complex subunit 2. The record is from RefSeq and is a predicted model, not a curated record. The transcript has 2 exons. Gene Ontology annotation, cellular component: P-body; cytoplasm. Gene Ontology annotation, biological process: nuclear-transcribed mRNA catabolic process, nonsense-mediated decay; deadenylation-dependent decapping of nuclear-transcribed mRNA. The coding region runs from base 1 to 1944 and encodes 647 amino acids. Gene Ontology annotation, molecular function: RNA binding; manganese ion binding; 5'-(N(7)-methylguanosine 5'-triphospho)-[mRNA] hydrolase activity. NCBI's taxonomy places the organism in Eukaryota, Fungi, Ascomycota, Sordariomycetes, Glomerellales, Glomerellaceae.
AUGACCCUUAGAAGCUUCAGUCUCCGCAUCUUCCAGCACUGUCCGCUGUUGGCACCGUUUUCGGUCGAGAACCACACCAAAGCUUUCGAAGAGUUCUUGCAGUACAAGACGAGAGUACCUGUGAGGGGAGCCAUCCUGCUCAAUGAGGCAAUGGAUUCGACCAUCCUGGUCAAAGGUUGGAAGAAGGGAGCAAACUGGAGUUUCCCUCGUGGAAAGAUCAACAAGGAUGAGGAUGAUCUCGAAUGCGCCGUUCGCGAGGUCUACGAAGAGACUGGUUACGACCUGCAUGCCGCCGGCUUGGUUCCCGAGAACCGAGACGACGUCAAGUAUAUUGAGGUCACCAUGAGAGAGCAACAACUGAGGCUCUACGUUUUCCGCGACGUGCCAAUGGACACCCAUUUCCAGCCGCGGACAAGGAAAGAGAUUAGCAAGAUUCAGUGGUACAAGCUCUCUGAGCUUCCUGCGUUCCGGAAGAAGGGAAACCAGCCCCAGAACGAUGCCGCAGCGGCAGCCAACGCCAAUAAGUUCUACAUGAAAUGGGUUGUUCAACAGAAGAGGAAGGACGCCGUCAAGGCUGCCAACGAGGCGCACUUCAACCCCUACUCGCUUCACGAGGAGCCUGUCACCGAGGACGAUGUCUGGCAGACGGAGGCUGCCACUGAUGUUUCGAACCGAACACCGGGUAUCGACACCCUCGAGGGUGCAACGCAGGAACUGCAACGUCUUUUGAAGGUCCAACCAACAGCCGCGCAGGCAACCUCGAAGCCUUCAUCUCCGGAUGUCGGGUCGGAUAAGGGCGCGUCGUUGCUCGCCAUCCUGCAGGCCAAGAACCAGGCCGCUGCUCAAGGAGUCCCAAUUUCUCAACUUCCUCAUACACCUCUUGAUUAUACCAUGAGAGAGGCGCCGCAACCGCACAGCCCUCACGGCCAACACCACCCCCAGCAACGGGCACCGCUGGCAAGCUACCAGGCCCCACCAGGCUUCCCCGUCCUGCCAGACGGAACACCGCAGUCGUGGGCGUUCAAUCAGCCUGGCAAACCCGUCCCGGUUCCCCCUCAAGCAAGGCAUCACGAACCGUCGAUGAUGGGUGCCCCUGCGUAUAUGCCACAGCCGCCAUUGAGGCAUCCGCAACCUCUGCCUCCUCAGGUUCAACAGACUCUCUUGGGCAGGGGCGGGUUCGCCGAAACCACCCCACCACCGCCUCCUAAGCAUGCGCAGGGGACUGUCAACCAGUCCAUGGCUAAUGCACAAUUCCAGCAAGCGCACCCUCAACAGCAAAACCAGAACCUUUUUUAUCAAACCAAGCCGCCUAACGGCCAACUUUCCAAUCACUCAAUGGCACUGUUGGGGGUUCUCAAGUCGGACACCAAACCGGACGGCCCAGACAGCGCGCAUCACGCCAGCCCUCAACCAUUAGGGUCCACACCUUCGGGACAUGGUCACCCAUUCAGCGGCGGCCAUGGGUAUGGAGGCGCUCAGGUGUACGGGCAACCGCCUGGCGUGCCAGUUUCAAGUGCGGGCGCACCACAACAUCAACCCAACCCAGGUGUAAACUCGCGCGUUCAGCAGCCCAGCGACCCAGCACACAGGUCUACUCUUCUACAGAUGUUCAAGAAGCCUGAAAUCGGCUCGCCGCCUGCAAACCAGCCCGCUGAGCUGCCUGCAAAUACUGCAAGCGCCGCUCUUAUGAAGGGAAUAUCGACAGUCAAAGCCGCCAAUCAGGGCACCCUUAGCCCUGUCUUCCAGAACCGUGGUGCUCAGCCAGCUUCGAGCAGCCCUCUUAGCAGACCCCCUCAGGGGAUCUCGGAUCUUACCUCACAAGUCCCUAUCCAAUCUCUCUCACUUCAGCCCCAGGCUGGGGGACAUGAACACCGGAGCCCUCAAUCUAUUGGGGAUAUAGCCCAAGAAUCGCAGACAACAGGGUUCCGUAUUACCAAGGCAUGA